UAAUUUGACAUUCAACAUUUAGCAGUUGGGUAUUGUAUUGUUUUGCAUCAUGUGUAUAGUGUUUCGCCGCCAAAAUUUUGUUUAAGAUGUUGUCUUCUUUACUGUUUGUCAUGUCUUGAUAAUGUAACUGUAUUACCCGAUUAUUAACUUUUAAACCGCUUUAAAUAUGUCGUCAAGCCCAAAUUCUUUGCUUCUUCAACGGACUAUCGACUUAAAUUUAACAAAUAAGAAACGUUCGCAAUCAUUGAAAUGGAUCAUCGUUAAUGCAGUAUUUUUGCUCGUGUUUGUGUAUGACUUGUCAUGUAAGUGUCCCGGCUACACGUCCAUACUUCACUAUGUGGAGCUGCUGUGUGCUGGGGUGUUGGCCGCUAACCUCAUACAGUACACUUUGAGCCUCGCGCCCUCCCGAGAACCGAAACUGCCGCUGUCUCCUCAGCAACAGAAACUUUUAGGAUUGUCCUCGGCCGACUUGGAUUCGUCUUUUAUACUGACGAAAUCGAACGUUUCCGGGGCCGUGUCGGCUGAGAGCUCCUGUUCGGGCGAGCCGUGGGUAGGCUCGGACGCGGACUUGUCUCUGUCCCCCCGCGUUUGGCGCUCCGCCCCGCCGUCUCCUCCCUCGCCUCCCGUUCCAGCACCCUGCACACCGCCGUCGCCAGUCCACCGCGACUCCACACACGACCAGUUCAUAGCUGACAGAGAGUCUCUGGCUAACUACCUGAGACGGUGUGACGAGCGCAGCGCUGCAGCCGCUGCAGAGGUGUCACCGACGGCUCCCCGUGGCGCUCCGCCCCCCUACCAGCUGUCCGCCGUCGACAGCGGCGUCAAGCUGGAGGAGGGCUCACCGCAGGGGUCGCCGCAGCCGUGGUGGCGCCUCGACCUGGACCCGCAGCGCUUGACGCAGUGGAACCUCAACCUGCGACUGUGGAUUCAAGUAACUAUCCUGGAGCCGGUGGUGCGCGAGCUGGCGGCGGCGGACGAGGCCCUAUCCCGCGCCGCGCUGCUGGAGACGGGCGCUCUGCUGGAGGGUCGCUCUCCGCCCGGCCGUCUGCGGGCGCUGGCUGCUCUGCGUCCUCCUCCCCACCCGCCGCUCGCCGCCUUGCUGCCCUUCCUGGAACCGUUCGCCGAUCUGCGCUACGUCGUCCGCAGACUCCGAGAGUUGGCGAAGGGCGGGUGUCUCAGCGAGUACAAGUGGAACGCGGGCGGGUCCGAGUGGGAGCCGUCGAAACCGACGGACGCGGAGCUGGUGCUGCACUUAUUCGCGACGUACCUGGACGGUCAGCUGGCGGGCGGCGGCGGCGCGCGACCUUUCAGCGCCGAGCACGUGUUGGAGCGGAGCGCCGUGCGGCGGCCCGGGCGGCCCGGGGUGCCGGCCGUGGUACGGGUGUCGGCCCGGCCGCCGCACUAUGCCCUGGCACUCGGCUCAGAGACGCUGGAGGUGGGCCGCGGACGAAACAAUUUGCUGCACGCGCUGCUGCUGCUGCUUGCGGCCGCCGCGCGCCUCGACCCGCCCGCGCUCGGCCGCACCUCGCUCGGACGAGCCGGACUCAACAUGCUCUGGAUCAUCGGACGAGAUCGCUGACUCCUCAAUAAAUCUUUUCCUGUCA
Messenger RNA from Danaus plexippus (monarch butterfly), 1604 nucleotides. RefSeq names its product transmembrane protein 209. Gene Ontology annotation, cellular component: membrane. The transcript is spliced from 7 exons. Bases 167 to 1579 code for a protein of 470 amino acids. Lineage: Eukaryota; Metazoa; Arthropoda; Insecta; Lepidoptera; Nymphalidae. The record is from RefSeq and is a predicted model, not a curated record.